Molecule: messenger RNA, 405 nt
Organism: Heterobasidion irregulare TC 32-1
Lineage: Eukaryota; Fungi; Basidiomycota; Agaricomycetes; Russulales; Bondarzewiaceae
Exons: 2
Biological process (GO): N-acetylglucosamine catabolic process
Molecular function (GO): N-acetylglucosamine-6-phosphate deacetylase activity
Source: RefSeq, a predicted model, not a curated record
CUUGAGUAUAACGUAUUCUCGGAAGGUUGUAUUUUGAUCACAGCGAUGAAGAUACUCGACCCACACCCGCGCGACGGCGUACAUGAAUGGCGCGAGGGCAAACACUUUGUCAAAGAAGGCGACCGGCUUUAUCUCGAGGGUACGGACACCUCGCCGGCAGGCAAGCCCAAGCCCUUGUCUCGCGAUCUUUUCAUCACGGCUACUUACCUGUAUGUGCGCAGUGUUGUAACACUAGACAAAUGUGUACACAACUUUGCCCGUUUCACGGGUUGCUCCCUCGACGAAGCGCUCAAGUGCGCGACGCUGAACCCGGCGCGGUGCCUUGGCAUCGAGAACAAGAAGGGCACGCUCCGCCCCGGGGCGGAUGCAGACCUCGUCGUGCUCGACAGAAUGGGCAAUGUUUGA